AAAUGUUCUCAUACACAUUGAUGAGGGUGCACAAAUUAUGUUUUUAUUUAUUAUUUAUUAUUUAUUAUUUAUUCUCCCCUUUCCCUUGCUUCACAUUCCUCCUCCUCAAGUGCCUCACACCACUUCAAUGGAUAAUAAAGAAGAAGAUGCACCACACAACCAAAUCCAACCUCAAGGAUCCACCGGCGUUGUCUCAGAUUCUUCUGCUGCUUCUGCUGCUUCCUCGCUAUGCGAAAAGAUAACCGAACUCACUUCCUCGGUGUUGGAAACAUUCCGGAGGAAACCAGUCUCCUACCGCAUCCUCCUUGUUCUCAGCAGCGCGGCAAUGCUGACAGCAUUUCCCGCGUCGAGCCUCCUGUCUCGCCUCUACUACUCCGACGGCGGGCAGAGCAAAUGGAUCAUUUCGUGGGCUGCGGUCGCAGGGUGGCCGCUGACUGCACUCUUCUUGAUUCCCGCCUAUUUCGCGAAUCGAAUUUCGCCGACUCCGCUUUCGCUUAAGCUGCUGGCUUGGUACAUCCUCCUCGGCUUCCUCAGCGCCGCCGACAAUCUCAUGUUCGCGUGGGCUUACGCUUACCUCCCCGCGUCCACCGCUUCGCUCCUCGCGGCUUCGUCGCUAGUGUUCUCCUCCCUCUUCGGGUACUUCAUUGUCAAGAACAGGAUCAACCUCGCUUCCGUAAACGCGAUCGUGAUCAUCACCGCCGGCGUGGUCGUCAUAGCCCUCGAUGCGAGAUCGGACCGCUACGAGGGGAUCACCGACAAGCAGUACACUCUCGGGUUCGUGUGGGACAUCCUCGGCUCGGCCCUGCACGGCCUGAUCUUCGCGCUAUCGGAGCUAGUUUUUAUAAAAGUGCUCGGGAGGAGGUCUUUUCAUGUGGUAUUGGAGCAGCAGGUCAUGGUUUCGUUUGCGGCUUUCGCAUUCACAACUUUGGGGCUUGUCGUGCAGAAGGGCUUCGCGGAGAUGCGGUCGGAGGCGGAAAGGUUUGCGCGCGGGGGGAGUUCGUAUGCGCAAGUGCUUUUCUGGGCAGCAGUUACAUUUCAGCUGGGGGUGCUGGGGGGCACAGGGGUGCUGUUCUUGGCUUCUACAGUCUUUGCAGGUGUGCUGAAUGCAGUCAGGGUGCCACUGACCAGCAUUGCAGCAGUGGUGUUGUUUCAGGAUCCCAUGAGUGGGUUUAAGAUCUUGUCUCUGGUCAUCACAGUUUGGGGUUUUGGUUCAUAUAUUGUUGGCCACUCAUCUGCAAAUAAACCCUCCUAAUAAUAUGUAAUUUGUAAUUUGUUACGAUCGACCGUCGGGCGGUGGAUCGAUUACAGGAAAAGUCAGAUGACUCGAAUACCCUCCGAAAAAUUAUCGGAAUAUUUUAGGUCAUAGAAGAGAGGGGUGUUGAGUUAUUUUCGCUUUUGUGCGAGUGAAGAGCUAGUUGAUGAGCAAUUGUACAACUGCGGAAAUCAAAUGAGAAAGAAAAUAGAGAAAAUAUCAACUUAUGCUCCA
Messenger RNA from Ananas comosus (pineapple), 1486 nucleotides. RefSeq names its product probable purine permease 5. The record is from RefSeq and is a predicted model, not a curated record. NCBI's taxonomy places the organism in Eukaryota, Viridiplantae, Streptophyta, Magnoliopsida, Poales, Bromeliaceae. The coding region runs from base 38 to 1252 and encodes 404 amino acids. Gene Ontology annotation, molecular function: purine nucleoside transmembrane transporter activity. Gene Ontology annotation, cellular component: membrane. The transcript is spliced from 2 exons.